Molecule: messenger RNA, 6986 nt
Organism: Ogataea polymorpha
Lineage: Eukaryota; Fungi; Ascomycota; Pichiomycetes; Pichiales; Pichiaceae
Exons: 2
Coding region: 569-2191 (540 amino acids)
Biological process (GO): chromosome segregation; DNA replication; DNA topological change
Cellular component (GO): nucleolus; chromosome
Molecular function (GO): DNA topoisomerase type I (single strand cut, ATP-independent) activity; DNA binding
Source: RefSeq, a predicted model, not a curated record
AUUGGCUGCUGGAUCAGAGAAGGUGAAGACGCCAACCACAUCAUUUAGUGAAGAUGAAUCUGAAGAUGUACCUCUGAAGAAGCGGAAAACCAACUCGAAGGCCACACAAAGCAGGCCCAGAGUCAAGAAGGAAUCACCAUCAAGCGCUUCAGUUUCUCCCCGGAAAAAAAAUCAGCAGAGUAAGGAGCCCAAAAUCAAGAAAGAAGAUACACCCAGAGUUAAGACAGAAGAUGAAGCGGAGGAAGAAGAGAAGUACAAGUGGUGGGAGCAACAGGACCUGAACGACGAAAUUGUUUGGGAUACCCUUGAACAUAACGGUGUUAUAUUUCCUCCUGAUUACGAGCCCCUCCCUUCCCAUGUGAAGUUGAUCUACGAUAAAAAGCCUGUUUCUCUACCACCAGCUGCUGAAGAAGUGGCCGGGUUUUUUGCAGCCCUAUUGGAGUCUGACCAUGCUAAAAAUCCAACUUUCCAGAAGAAUUUCUUUGCCGACUUCUUAGAGGUGCUGAAAGAAAACGGUGGGUGUCCAGACGCAGAAAUCACGGAGUUCCAAAAAUGUGACUUCAGCCAAAUGUUCGAGUAUUUCCAAAAGCAAAAGGAGGAAAAGAAGGCCAUCUCUCCACAAGAAAAGAAACGAAUCAAACAAGAGAAGGAAAAGAUGGAAGAGAAAUACAAAUUUUGUCUUUUAAACGGACGGAGAGAGCAGGUUGGAAACUUUAGAGUUGAGCCUCCGGGGUUAUUCAGAGGUCGUGGUGCGCAUCCUAAGACCGGUAAACUGAAAAAGCGCGUUCAACCGGAGGAUAUAACUCUGAAUCUGAGUAAAGACGCACCAAUUCCUCCGCCACCUGAAGGCCACCAGUGGGGAGAAAUAAAGCAUGAUAACACUGUCGCAUGGUUGGCCAUGUGGAGGGAAAAUGUGCUUGGAUCCGUGAAGUAUGUGCGAUUUGCUCAAAAUUCCUCUUUAAAAGGUAUGAGUGACUUUAAGAAGUUUGAAAAGGCGAGAGAGCUCAAGAACUACAUCGAUGCGAUUAGAAAGGAUUACCGCGCUAAGUUGAAGUCGGAGCUCAUGAUGGAUAGACAACUGGCUACCGCAACAUAUCUCAUUGACGUGUUUGCCCUCAGAGCAGGCGGAGAGAAGAGCGAAGAUGAAGCAGACACUGUUGGUUGCUGCUCCUUAAGAUACGAACACAUCUUUCUUAAGCCUCCUAACACAGUUGUAUUUGACUUCUUAGGUAAGGAUUCCAUCAGAUUCUAUCAAGAGGUUGAAGUUGAUCCGCAAGUUUUCAAGAAUCUGAGAAUUUUCAAGAAGAGCCCAAAGAAACCUGGGGACAACUUGUUUGAUAGAAUCGAUCCUUCCGUGCUCAACAAAUACUUCCAAUCGUACCUGCCAGGAUUGACCGCUAAGGUUUUCAGAACAUACAAUGCGUCCAAGACAAUGCAAGACCAGAUCGACCUAAUUAAGAACGAAGGUACGGUGAAUGAGAAAGUAGUCAAGUUCAACGCUGCGAAUAGAACUGUUGCGAUUCUCUGUAAUCACCAGCGGACGGUUAGCAAAAAUCAUGAAGCAGGAGUCCAAAAGAUUAAUGAGAAGAUAGAAGAAAUGAUAUGGCGCAAGAUCGUGCUGAAGCGUAUGAUGCUGCAGCAAGAUAAGUCGCUGAGGAAAAAGGAUUUCAAAUAUUUCGAGGAGGUUGAUGAUAUGAGCAAAGAGGAAGAACAAAAAAUUAUCGAGCGAGUGUUGCAGAAAGAGAAGGAAAAGAUAGAAAAGAGAUAUGAACGAGAGUUGUUGAAGCUGGGAUACGAAGAGCUCACCAAAGAUGAGAAGGCAAAGAAGAAAGAAGAAUUGGCAGCCGAUCACAAGAGCAGAUUGGAAAAGCACAAAGAAUUAGAGAAGACGUACAAAAAUGAGUUCAAGACUGGAACCUACGAGAUCAAGCCCACUCAAACUGUGGAGAAGUUGCAACAGCAGGUAGAAAAAAUCGAAACCAGGAUAAAAAACACCAGUCUUCAGCUAAAAGAUAAGGAGGACAACUCUCAAGUUGCACUGAAUACGUCUAAAAUCAAUUACAUCGAUCCUCGACUAACGGUUAUGUUCUCAAAGAAAUUCAACGUGCCCAUCGAGAAGCUUUUCACUAAAACUUUGCGUGAGAAGUUUGCAUGGGCCAUUGAAUCAGCCGACGAGAACUGGAGAUUCUAGAGCUCACAGAGAUGUAAUAUAGAAUGGUCAAUUAUAUAAGUACCAAAUGUCGCUAUGUAUAGAGAAUAUUUAUGCUAAGAGAUGCUUAGUAUUGUCUAGCAGCAGCCUGACAGGCCUUCAGUUGCUGUAAGUAAAAGUCGCAAGCUUGGUAGUUGCCAUUUGACUCCUCCAAACAUCUAGUGAAGUUUCUAGCAUCGGCAUCACAGGCUGGAGUGGAUUGUUGUUGGUAUUGUUGAGCUGAAGCAGCCGGCACUUGUUGCUGUUGGUAUUCAGCAGGUUGAGAGGAAGAUCCGGAAAACAGACCGGUGAUACCUGCACCAAUAGUAUGACCCACGGCGGAACCGACAGCAACACCGGCAGCAGUCGAGGCCAUUUGAGAAAACAGGCCUGGCUGUUGUUGGGUCUGCACUGGGUGGCUGUAAGAGUGUGUGAUCCGGAUGAACCAGAGCUAGCGUCAACUUUCAAUAUUAAAAUAAGUUCUGCAAUGGGUAACUAUGAACAGUUUAUCAAUGAAUCGAAAGACUGGGAUACUUGGAAUCUUUACAACGAAGAUUCCCCGGACUUUCCUGUUCGUAAAAACAAGAUUAGACAUUUUACCUUGAACUUUGGACCGCAGCACCCUGCAGCACACGGAGUGCUGCGACUGAUUCUUGAGCUACAUGGUGAAGAAAUUGUUCGGUCAGAUCCACACGUUGGCCUUUUGCACAGAGGAACGGAAAAACUGAUCGAAUCGAAAACGUAUAUUCAGGCAUUACCGUAUUUUGAUAGACUCGACUAUGUCUCUAUGAUGACCAACGAGCAGGUUUUUUCCCUUGCUGUGGAGAAACUACUUAAUAUUGAGGUGCCGAUUAGAGCAAAGUAUAUUAGAACCAUGUUUGGAGAAAUUACCCGAAUUCUGAACCAUCUCAUGUCCGUUCUAUCGCAUGCUAUGGAUGUGGGAGCGCUGACGCCCUUUCUGUGGGGAUUUGAGGAAAGAGAGAAAUUGAUGGAAUUUUAUGAGCGAGUUUCAGGGGCCCGGUUGCACGCUGCCUACGUGAGACCAGGCGGGGUGUCGCAAGAUCUUCCAUUUGGCUUACUGGAUGAUAUAUACAUGUGGGCUACGCAAUUUGGAGACCGUAUUGAUGAAACAGAGGAGCUCCUUAGCGACAAUCGUAUCUGGAAACAAAGAACGGUUGAUAUUGGAACGGUGACGGCAGAAGACGCAUUGAAUUAUGGUCUAUCGGGUGUCAUGCUUAGAGGAUCGGGCGUUCCAUUCGACAUCAGAAAGUCACAGCCGUACGAUGCCUAUGAGUAUGUGGAUUUCGAUAUCCCUGUUGGGACAAGAGGAGAUUGCUACGAUAGAUACUUGAUAAGAAUGGCUGAGUUUAGACAGUCGCUAAGAAUCAUCGAACAAUGCAUCAACGAUAUGCCAGCAGGUCCUGUGAAGGUUGAGGAUUUCAAAAUUGCCCCUCCAGCCAAGUCGUUGAUGAAAACUGACAUGGAAGCUUUAAUCCAUCACUUCUUGGUGUUCACUAAAGGUUACCAAGUUCCCCCAGGUGAGACGUAUACAGUUAUCGAGGCGCCGAAGGGCGAAAUGGGAGUGUAUGUCGUGAGUGACGGAUCAGAGAGACCAUACAGAUGCAAAAUUCGUGCUCCAGGAUUCUCUCAUUUGGCUGCUUUCGAUCAUAUUUCUAGGGGCCACUUGCUACCCGACGCCGUGGCCAUCAUUGGAACAAUGGAUCUCGUUUUCGGAGAGGUUGACAGAUGAUUAUGUGAAACUAUUUAUUUGGAUCUUCCAUUAUUUAUUAUUCAAAAACCUAUUGAAUCUUAUUGUUGUGCAACCUCCUCAACUGAAGGACAGGUGCACAUCAAAUUGAUAUCUCCAUAAGUGUCAUCGACACGUGUAACGAAAGGCCAGGUCUUGAAGUCUUUCAAGAAUGGCAGUGGAAAGCCAGCUUGCUGUCUUGAAUAUCCUCUAGUUUGCCAUUCUUUUUCAUUGGUCUCCAGCAAGUCUCUAAGCGAAUGAGGAGCAUUUUUUAGUAGAGCGGCGCUGCCACCAUUUUUGACAUCCUCGAUCUCUUUACGUAUUGAGAUCAUCGAGUCGAUGAAUCUAUUGAGCUCGUCUAGGUUCUCAGACUCAGUAGGCUCGAUCAUCAAAGUUCCUGGGAUAGGGAAGGACAUAGUUGGAGCAUGGAAGCCAUAAUCCUGAAGACGCUUGGCAACAUCGAUGGCCUCGAUUCCAAAUUCCUUGAAUGGCCUCAAAUCAAUGAUAAACUCGUGCGCGCAGUAUUUUAUCUCAUGAUGUGCGGAUUCAUCACCCAAGAACAUGAUCUUGUAGUGGUCGCGAAGUCUGUACAUCAUAUAAUUGGCGUUCAGAAUAGCCAAACUAGAUGCGUAAGGCAGGUUUUGGGCUCCAAGCAUCUUAAUGUAAGCGUAGGAAAUGGGCAAAAUCGAGGCAGAGCCAAAUGGCGCAGCUGAAACAGGGUUAAUUGCAGUCGAUGCAGUGUUGGUGGACGCAAACAGAGGAUGUUUUGGAAGGAAGUCCUUCAAGUGCUCUGCAACACAAAUAGGUCCAACACCUGGACCACCCCCACCAUGAGGUAUAGCGAAAGUCUUAUGCAAAUUCAAAUGACAGACGUCGGCUCCCAAGUCUCCCGGGGAUGUCAAUCCCACUUGAGCAUUCAUGUUCGCGCCAUCAAGAUAAACCUGGCCUCCAUGAGCAUGAACGAGCCGGACAGCAUCCCUGAUUGUAGGCUCGAACAUACCAUAUGUCGAUGGGUAUGUGAUCAUAAUAGCAGCAAGAUUGGAAGCGUACUUGGUGGUUUUAGCUUCGAGAUCCUGUAUAUCAAGAUUUCCGUUGCUUAGGCAUUUGACUGGAACCACCUUGAGGCCUGCCAUAGCAGCGGAGGCUGGGUUUGUUCCGUGGGCACUCACCGGAAUCAAGACCACAUUCCUGUGGCCCUGGCCAAUGCUCUCUAGAUAAGCUCUGAUGACGGUAAGACCAGUGUACUCUCCCUGUGCACCCGAAUUAGGCAUGAGGGUUGUUUUAGCAAACCCAGUGAUAUCCGCUAGAUCAGCUUCAAGCUCUGUGAUCAAUUCCAAAUAGCCUUUGGCCUGGUCUCUAGGCACAAAGGGAUGAACAUUUGCAAAUUCAGGCCACGUGAUUGGAAUCAUUUCCGUUGUGGCAUUCAACUUCAUGGUACAGGAGCCAAGAGAGAUCAUGGAAGAUGCAAGAGAGAUAUCUCUUUGCUGUAGCUUGUAUAGAUACCGCAACAUAGCUGUUUCCGAAUUGUGCGUGUUGAAGACAGGGUUGGUGAGAAUCCUGUCCGUUCUAGAGAGCUGGCGAGGGAAUUCAGGAAGAGCUUGAAGGCUGUCGAAACUAGUCGUUUGUGAAGUAAACAAUUCUACGAGCCUGGAAAGGUCGUCUUCGGUGACAGACUCAUCAAGAGACAACUGGAUCUGCUUCUCGUUGACUUUGAAUAAGUUAAUGUUGUACUCUUUUAAGGCCUUGGCAACGAACGCAUCUGCAGUACCCUCAACUUGAACGGAGAGCGUAUCAAAGUAAGUGGUAUUGAGAACGGUAUGCGGAGAAUGAUUGGUGAUUUGGUCGGCAAGAAUGCGUGUAAGACCGUGAAUCCGAGUAGCAAUUGCCUUCAAACCAUCGGAACCAUGAUAAACCACGUAGUUGGCUGCAAUGUUGGCGAGUAGAGCCUGAGCAGUGCAGAUGUUUGAAGUAGCCUUUUCUCUUUUGAUGUGCUGCUCACGAGUUUGAAGUGCCAAACGAAGGGCAUGAUUACCGAGCCUGUCUUUUGUGACGCCCACUAGUCUUCCUGGAAUCUUCCUUUGCAAUUUUUCAGUGACAGCAAAAAAUGCCGCAUGAGGGCCUCCAAAACCCAUAGGAACGCCAAAUCUUUGCGAGGAUCCCAAAGCGAUAUCAGCACCAAAUUCAGAUGGAGGCUUGAGAAGAGUCAAAGCCAUUAGAUCAGAGGCCACUGCAACCAAACCUUUAUUGUUAUGCACAAUUUCGGCGAUAUGGGCUAGAUCUUCUGGAAAAGGGAUGGUACCAUCUGUUUGAGGAUAAGAGACUAAUACACCACAUAGCUCACCUGCGACAGGUUCAACGUUACCCAGGUCAUCAAUUAUAAGCUCAAUUCCCAAAGUGUAGGCUCUAGUUUUCAAGACGGCUAUGGUUUGCUCAUGAGUGUUCUUAUCAACAAAGUAUUUGGUUUUCUUUCCACGCAAUUGGUUGUAGGACAAAAUCAUGGCUUCCGCAGCUGCAGUAGCCUCAUCAAGAAGAGAUGAGUUUGCCACUGGAAGUCCAGUGAGGUCCGAAACAAUGGUCUGAUAAUUUAAAAGACUCUCGAGCCGUCCUUGCGAAACCUCGGGCUGAUAAGGAGUGUAGGAUGUGUACCAAGCGGGGUUUUCAAGCAGAUUCCGCUGGAUCACAGAAGGAAGGAUAGUGUUAUAAUAACCCUUUCCAAUGUAGGAUUUGACCAACUUGUUCUUGGACGCAAUUUCCCUCAAUCGGUUUAGCAUCUGGGUCUCAGUAUAUCCCUGUUCAGGCUUGAUCUUGAGAGGUCUUCCGACAAAAACGUUUUCCGGAAGAACCUUGCGGAUAAAUUCACCAAGGUCGGAACAUUUCACCACAGAAAGCAUCUGAUCAACAUCUUGGGGCUUGGGACCCAAGUGUCUGCGCGCAAAAGUAUCCAGAUCCGCUAAUCCUUUAUUUGGGGGAUAAUAUCCCUGAGCAUAGGCUUUUGAGGAAAUCAGCCGAAUAGAUCCACAAAAUGCAAUCCUGGACGAGACAGACAUUGCG